AGCGCUGGGUGAUGUCAGCGGAUCAGCUGCUCGUUAACAAAGAAGGGGAUAUUUACAGGACAAAGUUGCAGCAGCCGCGAGGGCGGCUACAGCGCGACUCCCGGAGCUCGACAGCGGUCAGGGGAAAGUGGAUGUAGAGGGCUGAGCUGGCCUCGGGGGAGCCCAUAGCAGCAGAAGAAGCAAAAGACAUUGGGAAAAAGGCUGGAGGGGGACGGCCGGCCAACUGCUCCUCCUCUUCCUCCUCCUCCUCCUCCUCCAAACUCGCUGGGCUGAACCCAAGCUCUCGCUGAGCAGCCGCGGCGGCCCCGGGCUCCCGGAGGAGCAGUAGGAAAAGGGGGAGAAGGGAAGAAGGGAAGCAGCAGCUGCUGCGCGGCCGCUCUCAAUCCCCAGUCCGCGACCCCCAGCCCGGAGGACAGGGCUGGGCUGCGCUCUCCGCCGCCAUGGAUAGCGACGACGAGAUGGUGGAGGAGGCGGUAGAAGGGCAUCUGGAUGAUGAUGGGUUACCACAUGGCCUCUGCACAGUCACCUACUCCUCCACAGACAGAUUCGAGGGGCACUUUGUCCAUGGAGAAAAGAAUGGACGGGGAAAGUUUUUCUUCUUUGAUGGAAGCACACUGGAAGGGUAUUAUGUGGACGAUGCCUUGCAGGGGCAGGGAGUGUACACGUAUGAGGACGGAGGAGUCCUCAAAGGCACCUAUGCAGAUGGAGAGCUGAAUGGACCAGCCCAGGAGUAUGACUCAGAUGGGAGACUGAUCUUCAAGGGACAAUAUAAAGACAAUAUUCGGCACGGAAUUUGCUGGAUAUAUUACCCAGAUGGAGGUACUCUGGUAGGUGAAGUUAAUGAAGAAGGAGAGAUGACUGGAGACAAGAUAGCCUAUGUCUACCCUGAUGGAAGGACCACAAUUUAUGGGAAAUUCAUAGAUGGAGAGUUGAUAGAAGGAAAAUUGGCUAACAUGUCAAUUGAGGAAGGAAAGCCCUACUUUGAACUGGUACCAGGAAGUUCUGUCUACCAUUUUGAUAAGUCAACUCCAUCCUGCAUUUCUACAAAUCCCCUUCUUCCAGAUCCUUACGAGUCAGAGAGGGUUUAUGUUGCUGAAUCACACAUUCCCAAUGCUGGAGAAGGACUGUUUUCUAAAGUAGCAGUGGGACCUAACACAGUUAUAUCAUUUUAUAACGGAAUCCGAAUUACACACCAAGAAGUGGAUGACAGAGACUGGGACCUUAAUGGAAACACACUCUCUCUUGAUGAUGAAACGGUCAUUGACGUGCCUGAGCCCUACAACCACACAUCCAAGUACUGUGCCUCCCUGGGUCACAAGGCCAAUCACUCCUUUACUCCAAACUGCAUCUAUGAUGUGUUUGCACAUCCACGUUUCGGGCCCAUCAAAUGCAUUCGCACCAAACAAGCAGUGGAGAGAGAUGAGGAGCUCACCGUCGCCUACGGAUAUGAUCACAACCCUCCUGGAAAGAGCAUGCCAGAAGCCCCAGAGUGGUAUCGGAUGGAACUGAAGGUCUUCCAAGCUGCCCAGGAGAAGUGAAAUACAAACUCGGCUCUUUGGUUUAUUGACCUGGAGUAGAAAUUUGGAUCUAUGCACUACGUUUAUACUUAAACUGGAUAACCAGGGACUGCUCAUGCUGUUACAUCAUAUCCUCUCACUCUGUGUUAGCGAUGAGUUUCUUGCAUACUAACUAGUUUUGACUCUAUUACUCAUGCUAGGUUUAAAAUUAGCUAGCGUUACAACAACACCUGAUUGGGAGGUAUUAUUUAAUAUUUUGCCUAAGACAGCGUGCUGUCCUUUGGAUAUUUAGAAUCUAAGUCUGCACCAUAUUCAGAGAUGCCAAAUGAUUUGACUGAAAAAAGGGAAAUGGGGUAUUUUGGUCCUUUUUAUUUUUUUAAGUUAGUGGUUUUCCAUGAUGCUGUUUCUAUGGCCAAUGUCAAUGGUGUGAUUACACUUUUGCACACACGCCACAGUGGAAGUUAGAGGAUUAUUACACUUCGAUAUUCUCUAAACAUAGCAUAAUUUGCCUUUUAACCUUUGAUCUGUGUCUUUGCAAUAGAAUGACUGUGUUUUUUCCUAGUGUACAGAAGAAGCCUGUUUUUUUGAGUCAUUUCCCCCUUUCUUAGAAAUCUCAUGCAAGGGAAAAACCUUUCUAAUGGAUUUUGUGUGAGUGGCUGUGUAUAGAUCUCUAUGGCGCUCUCUCUCUAGAUCUAUCUAUCUAUCUAUCUAUCUAUCUAUCUAUCUAUCUAGAUCAUUGUUUCCUUGUUACAUCCUGACAUAAAUAACUGGUUCUAGGAGCCAGUGUAUUUUAUAGAAUUAAUAUCCUUGCAUGAAAAUGAAGAGCUCUUUGCUUUAAGGUAGAAAGAGGAAUGGAUUAGAUUUAUUUGCAUCAAGCUAUGGAAGAUUUGUAAUCUGCAUAUUCAGAAAGAAAGGGGAGGGAGGAAUCAAUACCUGAAAGCAGCAAUCUGGGGCCAUGAUAGUGCUGUAAAUCUUCUUCCUCUCCUGGGCCCUAGUAUACUUUAGAUUUACAUAACAUGGGGCGUUUAAACAGCAGUCUUGUUUGGGGCAUAGUAUAUUGAAUGCCAUGUUCAAAAACCACGAGUCCCUGUGCGGAAUGCAAAAAGGGUUAGGGAUUUGCUCUUUAAUGAAAAUAAUUAUGGCACAAAUAUUGAUCUCUAGGAUCAGAAUGGAAUCUUAAGGCAAAAGCUCUUUACCAUUGUGUUUGCAAAUUACUGUUUCAAUGCAUUGUACAAGUUGUGAAUCAAAAAUAAUACAUUAUAGUAAAAGCAAAUAGCAUUUCAGCCACUCUGCAAGCCAUAUAUACUAAAAAAAAAUUGCAGAAACAACAAAAAAAAACCUCUGUGUAAGGUAGCUGUUUAGGUCUAUACUAUGACUUGGAUUGCUCUGAAUGGAUUUAUAGGUUUGGGGGAUUUUGGUUUGUUUUUCAACUCUUUAAACACAGCUAAAGCAUAGCAAUAUCUGCUUCAGACUGCUUGGGCCAUGCCAGCAUUUCAUUUGACAUAGGUCUCUAGGGCAGUGGUGCUUCUAAUUUGCAAGGUGUCACUGGUGGAAACUGACACCCAACUAGUCAGCUUAGGCAUCUAGUUUAGAUAGAUAACAAUUUCUGAGUUGUAUCAGAGAGGGGGCUGUUUGUUGAUUGGAAGAUGGCAGGGAUAUGUGGUGAAUAAAGAGGUGAAAUCAGCAUUUGCUAUUUCAAAUCAAAUCUUAGAUUACUCAUUACCAUAUACACUACUACAUAUUAUUGGACUUGAUUGAAGGCCCUGAGCCUUUGGUUCAGUUCUCCUCUGGCCGCAGAGCUUGUUCUGUUCAGGUUCUGCUGUCAAGGCUUGUGCAGAGGCAGCCUCUCCCCUCCCCACCAUCUGUGCCGCCAUGCGUCCCAAGGUGCUCACCCCGAGCUAGGGCUGUUAACCCAAGACUCCAUGGUUCCAGAGUUCAGUCAGAUCCAGGUAGUUCUCACUAUUUUGCUCAUAGGUGGUGGGCAUUCCGUGAACUGGUACUCAUUGAGAGAGAGAAUUUGAUGCUUACGCAUUGGGGAGAGUUGGCAGUGGUGAAUGGAUCCUACUCGGUACUGCCAUAGAUCAGCCAGGAAGAACUGAGUAAGCUGCAUAUCUUUCUGAUCAACAAACACCAAGGAAGAGGGUGAGAAUGACCACCACUCUGGGGAAAGACCCCAUUCCAUAAACUGUGAUAGAGGGGACAGUGUUUCUUGGACUUACACACUGGUUGUCCUCAUGGUGCUUAGGUUUUUAUACAAGUGAAUGUUUUUGGACGUGAGUGACCUUUUUUUUUCUGGGCAGUUAGCAAAAGAAAAAUGAAUUUAGUUAUCCCAGUCAUUUGAAUCACAGAAUUAUGAGCAAUCUAGGUCAAGGCAGAGGAACCUCUAGCCAGGGAGGGUAGUUUUAGCCACUGAUUUGAUGAUGGCAUUCCUCAGGGUGAUUUUGCCUUGGUCAUUGCGACUGCAAGUGAUAAUUUCUUCCCCAGUGGAUUGCUCUGGUUAAGCCAUUUGGAAUGGAGCCUCUAAAGGGUAAAGGAUUAGAGUAAGUGAUGAGCUGUGAAAAGUGUGUAGUAUAGUGGAAAGCACAGGCACUUGAGUCAGGGGACACAUAUUCAAAUCCUGACUCUGCUAUUUACUAUUUGUGUGACCUCUAGAAGGUACUUAAUUUCUCUGAGCCUCAGUUUCCUCAUCUAUUAAACAAAGGGAUUGAAAUAAUUGAUCUUUCUAAGGUCCCUUCCAUCUCUUCAUCUGAUAGGUGACAUCUCUCCAAAGCUAAUAUCUUAAAUCAAUCGUUGUGAUCACUUGAAAACUGAUCAUCUCCCUGGCCCUCUCUCCUUCUCUCUACCUCUCUCUCCCUACCUCUGUCUCUGUCUUCCAGGAGAGUUUAAGAGAGAUGGAUUUAUAGGUUUGGAAGGGACCUCAUUACAGAUGAGGACCAAGACGUGAAGUGAUUUGCUCAAAGUCACAGAGCUCCAGGUCCCGGAGACAAGCGGCAAAACCAGGAUUUUGAUCUUCUGCCUCCAUUCCCUGUGCACUUUGUACUAUGUACACGUCUUCUCUUGCCCACUGGCUCUUCCUUUCUCCUUUCCCCCUCUUCUUUAUUCUCUCUCUUUUGUAUUAUAUCACGUGUAUAUACAUGUACAAAGCUGGGACAAGGCAUCUAAGUGCUCUUGGUGGGGUUUGAAAAUUAUACAUCCCCCCUGGCUUUUCCUGUCUAGCAAAGGGACAAGAAAACUUCCUUCACUGAAACAUACACAACUCGAUUUUCUAAAAAAUCAAAACCUAAAUGCUGUGGAGAGUGGAACUUUAUGGCAUUAAAAGCAUGUACAUUUGUAAAAUAUGAUAUACCUAAAGUCCCUAACUGUGACCCCUACACGUGCACCUCCUGGGUGACCACCUAACUUGCCUACCAUUCAUCCCAUCUCUGUGUAUGUCCAUCAGUCUCCUUCUGCUUCCUCAUUCCUCUCCUCCCUUUCCCUUUCUCUUUCUCUUUCUCCCUCAUUGCCUCUGCCACUAAACUGGACUUACUGGAUACUAUUUUAUAUUCCUUGUUUUUCUAGUUUAAAGCAGGUGAGUCAAUGGUUGUAUUGUGUGGCUUUGGAUAAGCUGUGGGAGGUUUUUUGUGGCCCUUUAUGGGUGAAGGGAGAGGAAGGAAAAUACCCCCAGCCCUCAACUAAGUUUACGUGAAAUGUGUUUGUUCAUCUAUGUCACUAUUUACUGUCUGAGCAGGCCCCUUCUGAGAGCACUCUGGAAGAAUAUGAGUCUCCUUUCUAAUGGAUAGAUGUUUAGGGUCAGUCUUGAUUGGAAUGUAAGGGGUUCCUCACCUUUGUGUUGGCCAGACUGUCAUUGACACUUCUCAGUGGCUUUGCUCCUUUUGCUGCUAAAGGCAUUUAGUUCUGAUUGUUGGCAGAUGUGGAAUGGCUACCUAAAGAUUAGUCUCUCCACACUGACUCUUCACCCUGCUGUCUCUUUCAUUGUUGCAGUAGAUGGAACUUCUUGCCUCAUUUUUCUGAUUUGGUCCCUCCCUACCCCAGCACCCCACCAGCCCAGCACCUUGUCUCUUCUGUGGGAUUCAGUGUAGAGACAACCUUACAGAAGAAAAACAACUUUUCCACAACAGCCUAGUAGUGAGCGUGGAGGGUCUUACAUUUUAAGCAAUGGUUUUUGAGAUUUUUGUUAAGUCUUCCUUGGAGGCAAAAACUCUGCAAGCAAGGCCUAGCCCUGUUUCCCUGUCUUCCAAUCUAAUUUUUACAUUCUUUUGGGGCUCUCUAAUCCAAGAAACUUGGACUCUUAAGUCAUUAUUAGACUUGGAGAGUAAGCAUCUAUAAAAGUAUAGGUUUUUGCCCCAAAUCUGGAUUGGAUUUCGUGCUUUCUGUAUGUAGGUAAAGAAGUUGAGGGUGUGAACAUAGGAAAGAAUGAGUGUUCUAGGCCUAGAUUCUUCCUUUAGUUGUCCCCUCUCCAUGUAUGCCCUCACUGAAUCUGGGCACACAUGCAUGUAUGUGGUGAGGGGUAGGAAGGAGAGCAAGUGAAGAACUUGGCCUUUGUACCCGAAGUAGAAUAAAGAAUAAAGGGAAGAACCUUGGAAUGUGUGAGGAGUGCCAUGGAAGAGAUGGAUAAGGAAGGAGGCUAGAUCAGGUUCCUUCCCCAGCGGCAUCGAGGCAAGGAUUUCCAAGACUAGAGGUGGAGAGCCCAAAAGGACGUCUUCAUCACGUUGACAAAAACAACCUGAGAGCUUAUAUGUGCUUAGUUCUGUACUAGCCUCAAGAAGCUUUUAUCACUAUAGGUCUUUUGCAUGCUUCUCUCUCUUUUCUUAGCAUUUUCUCAAACCUUGGUGAAGCAGUAGCUUUGGUUAGCAUUCAGUCAGAACUAAUCCAUAAAAACUUAUCCCUGAAUGGCAUUCAAGUUGGCUAAUUUGGGAAGGAAGAGCUUUAUUCAUAGAAAGAUCUCAGAUGAAAGGAACAGAUUAAGACUUGAGUUUUGUUUUAUUUUGUUUUGGUUUGGGGUUUGUUUGGUUUUUUUUUUUGUAUGUUUGCUUGCUGUAACUUGCUUCACCCUGGUGUACCUAAGAAACUUAAGAAGAAAAUCAAUUUUUAAAAGCCCCUCUAGGAAUCAGUUCAGGACCAGAGAUGUGUUCUGAGAUGCCUAAAAUAUGGGAAAAAAAACCCUCUUAUCUUUGUAAUAUUAACAACCUGAAAAUACCACCAAGGCUAAUUUCAUUAUAAUUGUUUAGGUUGUCGAAUAUGGUAACAUAUAUAGAAAUAUGUAUCUUCACAUAUAUACCUGUGUAAUAUUUUUAAAAGAAAGAUGGCAUGGCCUAGUAGAUAGAGAUACAGACUUGCAAUCAGGAAAACCACAAUUCAAGUCCCGCCUAGUCUUCCUGACUCCAAGGUCAUAUCUCUACCCACUAGGUCAUGCUGCGUGACCAUACCACGUCUCUUAACCUCUUUGAACCUCAGGCAACUCCUUGAGUUGCUGAACUGCAUGGGUGGAGGGAGUUAGCACACUGGGUGUUUCCUGUGCUGAUGAUCCAAGAAAAGGUUUAAAACUCCCCUGGGAGAAUAUAUUGAAAAUAUUCAGGUAGAAAGGGUAGAUAUCUGUUUUUAGAAAGCCAGUCAUUCACCCAAGAUUCAAUCUGAAAACUAGUGAUGAUUUCAAACCAAGGCAUUUCUUUUUUCUAUAGUAAAUGAUUCAAAAAUAAACAAGCCAGCUAACCAACCAACAGAAAGCUGGUGUCGCAGGAUCUAUUAAUUGUAUAUUUACCUUCCACAGAUCAAAGGUGUGCAAUUUUUUAAAGAUUUCCAUUUGAAGCUCCCCAAUAAGAUUCUUUUUUGCUUUUUCCCCUGUUCUAAAUUUGAAUCUCUUGUUUUGCUUUUUUGUUUUGUUUUUAGAAAAUUAUUAAACUUUAAUGCACAUUUUAUUUUGCCGAGCAUAAGGAUACACAUUAAAAGCAAUUAAAAUAUUCAAGCCAUACAUCCACAGGUGUGGGGAACACUUUCCACAAAUUUUAAUGCAUUUGUAUGUAAAUAGAUGUUUGUAUGAGAUAUUUUCAUGGUAGAAUGAAUAUAUUUAAAUGAAAUUGAUUUAUUCCAGUGCUAUUUAAAAAAAGACUAAAGUUUUGUGAGGAUCUUCUGAGUGCAUUAGCAAAGAAUACAGAACAAUUUUAUAAACGUCAGGAGCCUAAAAAAUAUUCUACAUAGCAGCAACUUCUCCCCAGUUGUUACAUCUGCUACUGAAGAAGUUAAUAGGCUCCAUAUUCCCCAGUGCCUGAGUCCCCUCUGGGUAGUAAAUUAGGGGCUGAUGGAGUCAUAGUCACUCUUCAGUCACUAAAGGGUCCUAAAACUCAUCAGAGCCAUUAGUGCAAAUAGUGUGAUUACCUAGUGUGGCAGCGUCUUCUUAGGGCAGCGUCACUGGAAUCCACAAGUGGGUGUUGGAAGCCUGGAGAUGCAUUUUCCAGCUGCUAUUAACCUCCAUCCCCACUAUCAAGGCACAGACCCAGUUAGGUUGCUCUUAAUGAAGAUCAGGUUAAGCCUCAUUCUCAGGGUGGGGAGAUCCCCAAAGUUCUGUCGAUAGCUCCUGCAUACAGAUCUUCACCUUCCAGAAGGAGGGGCUGGAGAAAGAGCAGGGAGCAUCAACCAGCAUUUUACAGAGUGGCGAAUUACCUAAUCUCAGUUCUGGAGUGAAUGCAUUUUCCUGAACUCCUAAUUUACUACCAGAGAGACACCUGUUCAGACAGGAGGAGAAUCUUGCCCCUUCUGUAUGGAACAUUAUGCACUCACAGUUGUUUGAAGUCAUUUUAAUAUUAAGACCAGUCGCAUUUCUAGGACAUACCUCUCAACUAUCCCUCAAAAAUGAGACAGUAAAAUUUUGUUACCAUGGAUUAUCAAGACUUGAGUUUUCUUAAUGGUGCCUCUUGGAUAAAAUAAAUGAGUACUUUUUUAUGAUUAGUUUUCAAUGUAUGUGCACACAUCCUAAUGCGGAUUUAGGUGGUUCAAUUUUUUGCUACUAUAAUUUUGAUUCUAACAUGAGAAAAUUCCCGAACACAGAGCCAUAACUGUGGCAGAGUGGCAGGGCCUUUGACCCAGGGCAACAAAAUUUGAGCUUGGCACUUAAUUAACAAGAACAAUUAAUUAGAAGAGGAUGGUAAAAGACAGCAUCUUUCCCCCAACACUAACCAAUACAUCCCAAUUGAACCUCUCCAUCAUGGGACCCAUCGCAUUGGUGGCCUCAUUGACCUUCAGGGUUCCAGUGUCUUGGGGUGGGGGAGCUGUCUUCCCAUUAUGGGGCAUUGUCCUGAGAUCUCUGCCUUCCCCACCUCAACUGAGUAUAUCUGAAAAAAAAACUGAUUUGGGGGUAUGCUUUGUGAAGCUUGCAAUUGGCACAAAACUCCCUAAUUAUGGCUCUAUACCUGGAUAAAUUACUCCAAUAAUUUUUUCUCUACUUUUUCAUUUAACCUGAGCUGUCACUUAGUAGAUUGUGAGGUAUGUUUAAGGGUUGAAAGAUUGGGGUGAGUUUGCAGAAGACACCACAGCAAAACAGGAACCCCACCCCACUGUACCAUGCAAACAUUCUCGAUUGGUCUCUUACAGCAUUUGAACAAAAUUGAUAAGCCUUAUCCAACAUCUGUAGAGUUGUGAUUUUUAAAACUAUGGGAAACUAAUGAAAGAUGUUUACAUGAAUGAUGUUUGCCCUUACUGAGUUUUGAAUGAGUUUUUAUAGUGUGUCUGGGUGCAUGUAUAAGGAAGUAGGAAAAAUGUUUCUGAAAUAAAACUUGACAAAUAUUUGUAAUGAGAAGUGAAUUUUAAAUAUUGCUAUAAUUGCGCUAUAGAAGCAAUGCAAGUAUUAAACAAAAAAA
Messenger RNA from Trichosurus vulpecula (common brushtail), 9367 nucleotides. RefSeq names its product SET domain containing 7, histone lysine methyltransferase (gene SETD7). The coding region runs from base 441 to 1538 and encodes 365 amino acids. The transcript has 8 exons. Gene Ontology annotation, molecular function: histone H3K4 monomethyltransferase activity; protein binding. Gene Ontology annotation, biological process: regulation of DNA-templated transcription. The record is from RefSeq and is a predicted model, not a curated record. Gene Ontology annotation, cellular component: chromosome. Lineage: Eukaryota; Metazoa; Chordata; Mammalia; Diprotodontia; Phalangeridae.